ACCAGUGAUAAUAACUGAAACGAAUCGUUUUGCAUCCAAUUCCUGAAUUCCCUGUUGAAGUUUCGAUUUGACUCGAACAGCACCGACUCACUGAGAAUCCGAGAAAACUCAAGUACGGCGAAGGCAAUCGGAAGGAGGUGGAAGGGAGGAGAAUGCCACUGGGGAAAUAUUACUGCGACUAUUGCGACAAGCACAUACAGGACACGCCGACAGCUCGUAAACGACAUCUUCAAGGGAUCCAGCACCUCCGGGCUAAAGCACUCUGGUACGAUUCCCUCAAAUUUCAAGAUCCUAAUCAGGUUUAUCCCGAUGGAUUUGUCAAAGGGGUUUGCAAUCGCUUUGUCAAAACGGGUUUUUGCCAGUACGGUGAUUCUUGCAGGUAUGCUCAUCCAAGAAACUUGACCAAUGCCAACCUUCAAGGGGGAAUAAUUGAUAAUAUGCAGCCAGCAGCAUUAGCAACGGCGGUUAAUAUGGGUGGUGGAGGCUCUACACCAGGAAAUGUGGUGCAAGACAGUAUGCGAAUGGCAUGGGGCAAUUUACCGCCAUCUUUGAAGCCUCCUCCUGAGGGUGGAUAUCCAGCUCUUCCCUUCGUGGAUUGGGGAUAGAUAGAUAGAUAUUAGAUAUAUACAUGUGUACAUAGGCUGCCUCCUUUAUUCAAGCACAUGGGGGAAAGGUAUUGUGCCUCUAUUAUAGCAGAAUAUGUAAUUCUAGCAUUUCUCUUCUUCCGAACAAAGUAGGUGUCUGUUUCUCAAGGGGAGCUAAAAAAAUGAAAAUGUAAAGACAAUAAUUUAGGAUUAAGUUGAAAUCAGCUAAACCAAAACCUACCUUAAUUGGCAUGGUUGUUAUUUUGAUCUAACGCAGCACAGGUCA
Neltuma alba is the source of this 870-nucleotide messenger RNA. Its product is annotated as zinc finger CCCH domain-containing protein 3. Gene Ontology annotation, cellular component: U12-type spliceosomal complex. Bases 153 to 605 code for a protein of 150 amino acids. The record is from RefSeq and is a predicted model, not a curated record. Gene Ontology annotation, molecular function: nucleic acid binding; zinc ion binding. The transcript has 5 exons. Lineage: Eukaryota; Viridiplantae; Streptophyta; Magnoliopsida; Fabales; Fabaceae.